AUGAGCGCUGCCCAAGGAAUUGAUGCACCAAAUGUUGGGACGGGUCAACGGUCCGCAGUACAUCCAAGUGCGCGCGAGAUGCAUGUGCCAAUCCGUGCAUUGUAG
Parastagonospora nodorum SN15 is the source of this 105-nucleotide messenger RNA. RefSeq lists its product as hypothetical. NCBI's taxonomy places the organism in Eukaryota, Fungi, Ascomycota, Dothideomycetes, Pleosporales, Phaeosphaeriaceae. The coding region runs from base 1 to 105 and encodes 34 amino acids. The transcript is spliced from 2 exons. The record is from RefSeq and is a predicted model, not a curated record.